Lutzomyia longipalpis is the source of this 1521-nucleotide messenger RNA. RefSeq names its product sensory neuron membrane protein 1-like. Gene Ontology annotation, molecular function: scavenger receptor activity. Lineage: Eukaryota; Metazoa; Arthropoda; Insecta; Diptera; Psychodidae. Gene Ontology annotation, cellular component: membrane; cytoplasm. The record is from RefSeq and is a predicted model, not a curated record. The transcript is spliced from 4 exons. The coding region runs from base 73 to 1407 and encodes 444 amino acids.
GCCUCAAUUGGGAUCGCAAUAUUCACUUCAAUUUAUUCAGUUUUGGAUCUUUUACUUGAAGAAAAAUUGCGAAUGCGACCGUUACUGCCACCCUUCGAAUGGUGGAAAAAUCCACCCCCAACAAAAAUGAAGAUCAUAAUUUUUGAUGUGAUAAAUCAUGAAGAAUUCCUCAAAGGGGAAGAUGAAGUGCUGAAGAUGCGAGAGAUCGGUCCAAUUGUCUACAGGGAGCAUCUUCGGCAUGAGAAUAUUACAUUUCAUUCAGAGAAUGACACAAUGAGCUUUACAGCGGUACGAUCAGUGGAGUUCCUUGAGGAAGAGAAUGAACCUGGGAUCCUCAAUCGAACGAUCAUUGUUCCAAAUCUUUCAAUUCUUGCUAUGGCGUCGCGACUGAAUGAUGCGCCCUUUUUCAUGAAGAUCGGCUUUAACAUGCUCCUGCGCAGCUCCAAUGACUCAGUUUUCCAAAAUACGACGAUCUACAAAUAUCUCUGGGACAUGGAUGGGCAACUCAUGCGAUUGGGUGAGAAGUUGGUGCCCUUUAUGGUUCCUGUGGACAACUACGGCAUCCUUCACACGAUCUACAAAUCCUUCACGGAUCGGCAGAAUGUGAAGAUCGGCACAGCGCAUGGGCAUGAGCACUUCUUCGAGAUGAACCUCUACAACGAUCGACCCACAGUUCCGGGUUUUCUGCCUGAACGCGGUGAUUGCUUUGCCACAAUUGAGAACUCCACAGAGGGACUCUACUACCCCCAGCGUCUCACCAAUGAAUCCGUUCUCAUGUACUGGCGCAAGACCAUCUGCCGCCCAAGCUACCUCCACUACACUGAGGAUGUGUCAGUGGGUGGAAUUCCAGGAAAGAAGUACGUCCUCCCUGAUAGUACGUACGAUCGCACAGAUCCUCUCGAAGGAGACUGCUACCGCGGAGAGGGCGAACCUGUGUUUCCAGAUGGACUCAGUGAUGCCUCAAAAUGCUAUCACGGCUUCCCCAUUGUCAUCUCUAAGCCUCAUUUCCUCAAUCGCACAGGCGAUUGGGUCAAAAAGCUCGAAGGAAUAGCGCCCAGUGAGGAAGCCCAUGGAAGCUAUGUGAUCGUUGAGCCCCUCACGGGGGUUCCCUUGAAGGAAUGCGCACGAUCACAAAGCAACAUCUUCAUCCACCAAUUAUCUGGCUUCUCGAACCCGGACCUACAGCGUUUCAGUGGAAUGGUCGUUCCGAUGUUCUGGGGAGAUAUCUGUAUUGAGGAACUCCCGCUGCUCAUUGAAUACCUCAUGAUCUUCGUGGUGGUUUGGGUGCCUACCCUACAACCUGUCGGUACAUUCCUUGCCUACAUUUUUGGCAUCAUGACGCUCCUCUAUGGUCUUCGACAGCUUCACAGAUUGAAUCUCUACACAAUGGUUCCACAGGGCAGAUAAGUGUAGCCGCGGCCACCCUCGAGAGAGAUAAAGAACAACGCGUAAUCUUUGAGGAAAUUGUCAAUGAUUGUCUUGUGCAAAUAUAUAAUAUUAUUAAACUUCUCAAUAUACUGA